AUGACAGGCUGCGCAGCAGCCCUGCCUCAAUCAAUCCCUCUCGGUGAAGUCGCUGAGAUACCCGCCGCGCCAAUCACUGAGACUCCGCUUGGUGAGGGUGCUGGUACCAAGGUCGUGCCCUACUCUCCAGAUGCUGUGGUUGCCGACACCUUUGCCUCAGUCCUCGCGGAUCCUGCCUCUGCCGACAAGUCACUGAAGCGAAGAGGUUGGGACUGCUCAGAACAGCCUCUUGGAAAAGGACCAGUCCCAAGCCCCGACUCUCCGGAAGCUUUCCUAGCUAUGGAGGAGAUCUCAAAGGCUGCUACUGAUGCCUCUACACCGGCUGGCUAUGUCAGCAAGUUCAAGAACUUGAAGGGCAGCAACAACGCCGUGGCAUAUCUUGGGUACAAGACCUUGGAUACCUACGACACCCAAGCCUGUGCCGACUCUUGCACUGAGAAGGAAGGAUGCUCCGCGUUCAACAUCUUCUACGAAAGGGACCCUUCUGUAGUUCCUGCCGAUUCAUGCUCCAACCCUGCUAGCACUACAGUCAUCAAGUGUGUACUGUGGGGAAGCCCUGUUACCGCCGAAACAGCUGUCAACAGCGGACAGUGGCGCGCAGACUUUCACGUAGUCAUUGCUGGAUCAAACGGCUAUGACAGCGAGCAUGUGGUAUCUGUAGACGGCUACAGCGGCGAGUCUCUUGGAAACGUUGCCAUCAACGCUCCCAACGACUGCAACGGUGACGAUACUUACAUGGGCUACAAACUCUUCAACGAUGGCCAGCCCUUCGAACCCGCCCGCUGCGCCGCAGCAUGCGAAGCCGAAACCAAGUGGAACGUCGAGCACCUCAACAGCCGCAUGCUGUGCAAGUUCUUCAACACCUACGUCCUGAUGAAGAACGGCGAGCCCCAAGGCCAAUACUGCUCUAUGUACACCCAGAAAUGGGCGAAGAGCGUGGCUGUCAACGAUGGCCAGUACCAUGGAGACGACCACUACACCAUUGCUUCCAGCUACUCCUACUCCAACACCGCCGACCCUGGAAAGCCUAAGCUUCCUUGCGAUGUCGCCGCCGCCAAGUCCGCUAUCAUUGCUUCGUCGCUACAGCCAUUCUGCUCUACGUUCCUUGGAUACACGACGCAGGUUUCGACUGUGAUCGCCACGGAGUUUACCACUGUUCCUGCUACUACUGUUGUCAACACGAUUACGCCCGUCACUACAACUACAACGACAGUCACUCAGGCUCCAAGGAAGCGCGAUGUUGCUGGUCCCGACACACCUGCUGGUCUCGCUGAGUUUGCUCCCAGUGCUGUCUCCGCAGCCUGCAGUCUGCAAGCUACCCCCAUCACAGCAACCGCUACGACUUCUACUACUACUGUCGCGACGGUCAGCACUGGCACUGCAUCAACAACCACCACUCUCCCUGUCCGUACUACCAUCGUCACAUCGGUGGUUGCAGCAGCGCCGACAUGCACUGCCGGCGCCAACCUCAUCAAAAACGGUGGCUUCGAACGUGGUCUGACGUCUUGGUCAACGGAUGUGUGGGGUAACCGGAAUGCGCCGCCAACUUGGGGAACAUCUAUUGGUGGCUCCAGCGGCGGUUCCAGCGACGGUCACUCUUUUGAGGUCCGAGUUAACAAAGUAGAACCCCGCUUAGGCACCGGCAUGAUCCUGAGCCAGCCAGUCACCGGUCUGAUUGUAGGUGUCACAUAUACCUUCUCCUACAAAUACCUCGUCACAGACUCGCCAUCUAGCUACAUAUUAUGCUGGUUGGACUCGGAGAAUACGAAGACGAAGACUAUGACGAAUGACGGGCGUGUCAACUCUUGGCUUACAGGACCCAACGGUAACGCACAGACGUUUGUGGCGACGAAAACAUCGGGGGUCUUCCUUUGUUUAUUCACUGCCGAAAAUCCCCAGGUUUUCCGCAUUGAUGAGGUAUUCCUAGGGUGCUAG
Molecule: messenger RNA, 1935 nt
Organism: Alternaria arbusti
Lineage: Eukaryota; Fungi; Ascomycota; Dothideomycetes; Pleosporales; Pleosporaceae
Exons: 4
Coding region: 1-1935 (644 amino acids)
Source: RefSeq, a predicted model, not a curated record